Molecule: messenger RNA, 2901 nt
Organism: Odontomachus brunneus
Lineage: Eukaryota; Metazoa; Arthropoda; Insecta; Hymenoptera; Formicidae
Exons: 16
Coding region: 130-2631 (833 amino acids)
Source: RefSeq, a predicted model, not a curated record
ACAUAUCAUAUCUUAUCUUUUGAUAGUGAUGAUGGUGACUGUUACUAUGUCUCUGAAAGGUGUGGUGUAGUAUCUUGUUACGUGAAACUGAAUGAAAACUGAGUCUUCCUUACAUAAAGAAAGGCAGAAAUGCUGACUACUGGUUACGAAAUGAUUAAAUGGUAUUUCUGGAUUAUCUUCAUUACUUUUGGCAUUUUUGCGCAAGAUAUUUCAUAUCAAGAUGUCGAGUUAGAACUUCAAGAAUGUUAUGACAAUAAAUAUCUUUACGAAAAGGAUAAUAGAUUACCGCAUACCUUGAAUACAUUGAUCGCACUUAUUCGUAAAAUUGAAAACGCAGAUUUGGACGUGGAUCUACAGACCUUAAUUAUUGGAAUUUUGCAUAGAUUUCGCCAAGAUGGGAUAAUAGAAAAUCCAAACGUCUCGAGACAACCUGGCGUGUCACCUUAUGCACCAUACAGGGAGCAAGCUGCAAAAUUUGCACGAACACUUCCCUUCAUAAAGAUUCCAGAACAAAGGAUUUCCCAAAUUCGUUACGAUAUACUUACCGACAUUGAAAAGUGUACACUUCAUUUUAUGUUGUCCGAUUCUAUCGACAUUUUUCAAAGGGAUGACGAAAGCUUAGUGUGUAAAUUUACGAACAACGCAUACAGAAGGACAAGAAGCGCAAGCAACAAUCUUCUUACUGAAAAAAAGUUUAAUAUCCACGAUGUAGAAACCUUAACACCUGAGCAAAUUGACAUUAUCAGAAAUAACAAGGACACAGUCACAGAGGAUACCAUUGAUCCGAAUGCGUUAUAUCCAGAGUUGCCACCGAAUCAUCCAAAAAUCGCUCGAGUUUCACUGCCGCCGUACAGCAAUUGUCCUGUGGAGAAUGGCGUUAUAAAAACAAAUUGGGGCCCUGUCUCUAUUGGAUCAGUAAUUGCUGGUAUAGCCGCUGGAUUACAACCUGAAACGAUACAACUGUCAACUUUGUUUCCGAAGAAGCCGCAUCUAUCAAACGUAACAGUAAAUAAUAAGUGGAUUGCAACUAUAUCUGGAGAUUUAGCUGAAGUCGCGUUAAUACAAGGUCCCAUAAAACAAAAUCUGGAACUUGGCGUAAGUGGGAACUGGAAUUCAUCGUCUGUUCCUCGUUGGUACUUCCUGAAGCGUAACGAUUCGUUAGAAUUUACAACAGCAGAGAUGAGAGGAGAUAUCGACGGAUUAAUUCUCGCUAAUGAGAUUGAAACUUUAUAUUCGAAAAUACCUAAAUUAAAACUAUCGCAGAUUUUGGAUAUGUAUUAUAGCGCUCGUGGAUUGUUUGAUCAUUCAAUCAGAGCAUGUAAUCGGAAAUCAAUGUUUGCGGCAAUUUCAUCUAACGCAUCUAAGACGAUGUCUGAUCAGGCAUAUAGUGCUUCCUUGAUCUUACAAGAAGAUUUACAAAUAGCUACGUUAACCGAAAAAGUGGUUCAAGAAUUUGCAAAGGCAGCAGCGGACAAGCUAUCUACAAAUGGCGUUUCUUCGAUGAAUAAUGAUCUAUCGUGUAGAGACACGGAAGAUAAAGAGGAUUUGAAAGAUACUGUUCAAAUCUCUGCUGAUCUGACAGUUAUUCUCGAUACAAUGUGGCCUUUCGAUUUAAUACACCCAAUCCUUACAAAUUUACUGGAAAAUAUGAAAAUAAAUCCGUACGACAGCCAAUUUACUAUCAUGAACGCCUAUGAUGGUAGUAUUAUGAUAAAUACUACCAAUACUAUCUUAGAUUUUGGUAAUUAUACGCAAUAUGAAAAUGUUACCAAUGGUUUUGACUUUGCUAAAUCGCUCGAUAAACUGGAAUCUAUCCAGACGAUAAAAUUAAAUAAUGAGCGUAACGGUUUUGGAAAUGGAAAAUCCGACAUAAUUUUAAUUAUUCCAUAUACAUCGUCCGUUCCUGAUGCCGACAAGGAGUAUUGUAUACAACGGAUAAAAAGGAUGCAAGAGCAAGUUCCAGAUGCUACAAUACUUAUAUUGACUUACGGCUCAAGAGACAGAUGGUUAGACUAUGUAGCUGACGCAACGAACGACUUGUUUUUUACCAACAUAGGCGAGAAGCAAGACGGAGCUUUACCGACAGUUCUUAGUUUAAUUUCAAGAGUAAGAAAAGUCCCUCAACGUUUGAUCAAUACGAAAUGUGGAGCCGAUUAUUCUUACGUCGGAUCUACCAAUUCAUUUAACGAUUAUAUUGAGCCAAACACGGUCAUUUCUUACAAAAUGCACCCCAAUUAUUUCUACUCCAGCGAUUCGUCACAUUCUUCGAUGAUAAAAAUUGAGCCAUCUGUUUGGGGUAUACUAAAAGUAUGCACAUCACGACAACCUAUAAACGCUGAUUCCCCGGAAGGUGACAAUGUAGAUUGUAAACCAAUAUUUGACAAGAUAUAUACCGUUUUUUUUUCCUGUAAUGAAGCUGAAUAUAUUCACUCUUGCCAACCGUUUUACUUAUCGAUAUUUGCCAAUUCUUCAGUUGAUACUUAUCCUUGCACAGAUCUUCAGUUUUGCCGAUUUCCUCAUAUGAUAAAGUACUCCAUUUCCUAUGAGAACUUGCUAUGCACGAGCAGUGCAAAUAUAAAUUUGCUGAAUAUCAUCCUUCUAAUUAUAAGUAUAAUUUAUGUGUUUUCAUAAUAUAUAAUACGAGAAUAUUAUGUAAAUUAUCUUGACAACCGUACGUGAAGUCAUCGACAUAUUACAACAUAAAUAUGUUAAAUAUGUUAAAUUCGUAGCCAGUUGUACAUAUCGUAUGUUUAAUGCUACGUUUUUACACUAGAAAUAACAUAGUAUCAUAUUUUGUAGACAUUUAAUUACUUUUAUAUACAAUGUUAGAACUAUUAAAAUAAGAAAGUAUUAUGUAAACUCGCUUACAUAAAUAAAUCAACAUUUAAUAUUAGUAUAUAA